Erinaceus europaeus (western European hedgehog) is the source of this 2860-nucleotide messenger RNA. RefSeq names its product FAM3 metabolism regulating signaling molecule C (gene FAM3C). Lineage: Eukaryota; Metazoa; Chordata; Mammalia; Eulipotyphla; Erinaceidae. The transcript has 10 exons. Bases 211 to 894 code for a protein of 227 amino acids. The record is from RefSeq and is a predicted model, not a curated record.
GCGGGGAAGCAGGGGAGGAGGCCCGAAGGCGAGCUGGCUUCCUUCUGGCUACUCUCCGGGGUGAGGAUCCAGGGAAGAAGCGGCGGGGCAAGCGAGAAGCGGCGGCGGACUGGACCGCAGGGAGGCAGGAAGGCAGGUGCGCUCGGUGGCGAGGCGGGCGGGAGGCCGGAAUUUGUUUAAUGAAAAGUGCCAUAAUCUGAAAAACCAACCAUGAGGGUGGCAGGUGCUGCAAAGCUGGUGGUAGCAGUAGCAGUAUUUUUACUGACAUUUUAUGUUAUUUCUCAAGUAUUUGAAAUAAAAAUGGAUGCAAGUUUAGGCAGUCUCUUUGCAAGAUCAGCAUUGGACACAGCCGCACGCUCUACAAAGCCUCCCAGAUAUAAAUGUGGAAUCUCAAAAGCUUGUCCUGAGAAGCAUUUUGCUUUUAAAAUGGCAAGCGGAGCAGCCAAUGUGGUGGGACCCAAAAUAUGCCUGGAAGACAAAGUUUUAAUGAGUGGUGUCAAGAAUAAUGUUGGAAGAGGGAUCAAUGUUGCCUUGGUAAAUGGAAAAACAGGAGAAGUAUUAGACACUAAAUAUUUUGACAUGUGGGGAGGAGAUGUGGCCCCUUUUAUUGAAUUUCUGAAGUCUAUUCAAGAUGGAACAAUUGUUUUAAUGGGAACGUAUGAUGAUGGAGCAACCAAGCUCAACGAUGAGGCACGACGGCUCAUUGCAGAAUUAGGGAGUACAUCUAUAACUAAUCUUGGUUUCAGAGACAACUGGGUCUUCUGUGGUGGGAAAGGCAUUAAGACCAAGAGCCCUUUUGAACAGCAUAUAAAGAAUAAUAAGGACACAAACAAAUAUGAAGGAUGGCCUGAAGUUGUAGAAAUGGAAGGAUGCAUCCCCCAGAAGCAAGACUAAUGUGGAGAAAAUUGAAGGAUGUGCACUUUCACCAUUAACAGAGAAACUGUGUGUAAAUAUUUUAAGAGCAUGCAGCCAUCUCCGUGUGUGCAUGAGCAUUAAUCUCUGUUGAUACCAGGAUUAUUUAUUGCUAACAUAAAUAGAUAUCUUUGUAAAUAGUCAUAAUGAGCAAAUCACCCAUUUCUAAGCGUAUUUCCCUUAUAGUAGGUACAGAGUCUAGACUGCCAUGGUAAAUAACAUAAUGAUAAAAGCAUACCCAUUGUAUAAGUGAACAGAUUGUGGAAAAUGUAUUGAUACUGACUGCUGUGAAAAUCUAUCAUGGAUAACAAGGGUUUUAGGGAGAAACUUCUCUUUCUUAUAUAUUGCUUUCUGAUGAUAGUAUCUUUUAAAUUAAAAAAAGAUAUUUGGCCAGUUGUGUGUGCAAUGUUAUUUUAUAGUCUAGCUCUCCUGAUGUAUUUUCUUUUUUUUUUAAUCUUUCUCUUUUCUUCUGAAAAAAACCUGGAAAUAAUAUAGAAAAACUUACAUCAGAUAUGUGAUAAGCAUAACAAAGCAUGUUUUUAAAAAAUGUAUACAGUAUAUAUAUAUAUAUAUAUGUAGAUGGUAUUCAAAACUAUAGCUUACUGGGGGUUGUAUUAGCAAUGUGAAUAACAUGAUUUUGUAUAAGCUAAUGGAACUCCACAAAACAAAGGGACCAGGCUGCUUUUUCCAUAAACUAGGUCAUUUGAUACAAUUGUGUAAGUAUAUGCAGAAAAAUGCUGGCACAUAUUUUCGUUAUUAAAAUGUAACCAGCAUCGACCAAGUGAUUUGGAAAAAGACAUGCCUUAAUAUCACAGUAAUUUGUAAUUGUAAAUCAGGAAAUUGAUUAUGUUAAUCCACCUAACUGCCUAAUAGCAAAUUUUGCCUGAAGAUAUAAUGAUAUAUUUAGAAAAGUCCUGAUUACUGAAUGGGUUCCUAAGUAACCCAAAAUGACUAUAUACCCAAUUGUACUUAAAAAUGUCUGAGAUCUAACUUUUUUUGUUAACUUCACAUGUUUGUUAAUGACUUAAGGGUUUUCAUUUGUUUUAUUGAAGUUGCAUUAACCUACUUUGUAUAAAGUAUCUUAAAUAUGAAUGUAAUGAUCAAAUUGUCACUCGCAGUAAAAGACAAUGCUUAAGUUUUAGAUGACUUAUAUUUAAAAAAAAAACUAAAACAGUAUUUUUUAUUGUGUUGUAAAUCAAGUUGGAAGAGAUUCAACUAUUUCGUAAAUAUUAAUGAACUCUUGGGUACUAUUUUUUUCCUUAAACUGAAUGUAAUCCAUGGAUAAUGCACCUUACAUGUUUAAACAAUUUUUGUAAACUUCAGAUUUUGGUGCUUAAAUACUAAACCACAUUCAGCAUGUAUAUUUUGACAUUUUAACUACUUCCCUGUUUCUGUAAAUUAAAAGAUCAGCUGUUUUACAGCUCCGGGGAUUGUGAAAUAAAUGUUACAUUUUUUUUUAAUAAUGAAAAUAAAUCCUUGUGGUUUUGCAUUGUGAUAAAUAUACAUUUUAAGUAUUAUCUGUCAAAGUAAGAUACCUAUAAAAUUUAGUAUAAAGGUUAUCAGGCACUUAGUGUGCUGCUUACUGUGUGAUAAAGUUAUUCCUGUGAUUAAAUAUAUUGAAUAUCCUUAAGUAAGCUAUAUCUGCGAGUGCAUAGGUGUAUAGAACUUUAAAUAGCAAGAUGGAAGGAUCUUUUCCAGCUAAAGAUCACAAAUUGAUAGCUUUGUAAAGGCAUAUAAGAAGCUGAAAGAAGGAAAAAAUAUGAUUAUGUAACCAAUUUUGUACAGUUGCUUUUGUUUCAAUUCUAUCUUGUAUAGUUUGUGCUAGCUUAACUUUGGAAGCAAUAAUUUUAUUACAUUUCAUUUCUCUGAUAUAUUUUAAAAGUCAGCAUUAUCAAUGAAACAAUUUUCAUGUUGUCAAGAACUUUAUUAAAAUCAAAUUUGGCACUGA